CUGAUGAAGAGUGUCAGGCUCAUACACAUCGGAGGAGGUUGUGCAGGAAGGACACAAUAUUUCUUAUUUUCAUAUUUGUUGAUGUUACCAGAAAUAUACUGAGCAUUGAAGUUAAGGUUAGGAGGACAACAUCUUAUGAAAAGAUAGUGUGUGUUAGGGGACAGCCCACGUCAAGCACCAUCAUCCUUUUAUCUUCUUGGCAAUAUAUUACUCCAUGAUGGAAAACACCAAGAACGACCCGAGAGACUGCACUGUCUGCUUUGUAAGAUUCAACGCUGGCAGACGAUGUCCCCGCAUCUUGGUCUCAUGUGGUCACUCCUUCUGUUCCGUCUGCAUCAACGAGAUUAAGAAGAAAAACAAUCUGAGAUGCCCAUAUUGUAGCAGACAAUUCAAUAUGACAGCCGUUGAAGACCUGCCAGUCAACCAUGCACUUUUACAGCUUCUGGAACAAAAGGCACCACCACCAUCAUCUCUUGGAGCGGCAAAAGUCAACGACUUUUCCAAGGUACAAUCUCCAAAACAACAUGCUGGAGUUUGUGACGAACACGGCCAGUACAAGUUGUUCCACUGUGCCACCUGUGACAUGUACAUUUGUCAUGUGUGUACUGUUGUUGACCACCCACGUACGUCCUGUUCUGUUGUCUCCAUCAAGAAAGCAUUAGAGAAUAUAAAGGCUUCUGAGGACAAGGGCAUUAGUUCAGAAAUCAGCUGCUGUGGGGAAGUAACACAACAUCUAAAUAACUACAGUGAACAGUUGGAUAACAAGAUCAAAGACCAAGAAUGUCAGAUAGAAGAACUACUAAGACAGGUGGAACUACAUAAACUCGAGAAGCAGCAGCUGGGGGCGGAAAAAGUUAAGGUCAGGGCAGCUCUCUUGGAAGGAGAAAGUAAAGACGAAUCGCUCAGUACCAGCCAGAAGUGUGUGGCUGCCAGCAAUAGUCUUCAGGAAGCUGAAGCUGCGGCUUCACAAGCUAAGCUUCACAAACAGUCUGCCCAAGCCUGGAGACUCCAAUGUUCGGAGAGGUUCCCUGAUGUCGUACCCGCCCUGCCCCAGCCGCAGGCUACGUCCCAUCAGCGACAGUACCGCAGAGGCGUGCGACAAGGGUAUAAGCGCUAAAGACAGGUGACCCGCGUUUCAAAUACUCAUUGUCAACCUGAAAUAGAGUUUAUACCUAGAAGAUAAUGCUUUUCAACGUAUGGUUUCUGCAGAGGUACCCAGGAAAAAGUAUCCCUUAUAUCAGAGGAGGAUAGAAGUGGGUGAAUUUCAGCAUCUCUCUGCAAGGAACUUUGCCAAGAUCGAAAGAAAUUUCACGAAUACACCAGAAUGUAUCCUCCUACAUUUGACGACAUCCUUGAAAAUAUUUUACCGCAAGGGGUAUUAAACAUUUAUCUGCCUAAUUUUAUUCAGUAAUUAUGUUCACCUUGAUAUCUUCGAGAACAGGCCUAGGAUUAGAGUAGCUAAGAUAUUAUCAUAAAACUUGUCCCUGACCUAAUACAUAUAUUUGUGAAUGAACUGGUGUAUGAUAUUUUUUAAAUUUACUGUUAAUUUUCAAAUCAUUGGCGACAUUCUCCCAUUGUGUGUCAACGGUAUUUGAAUUGUGGUAUUCUUUUUUUUUUUCUGUGGUCCCAUAAAAAGGGCCACUGAAAGACUUCAGCAAUCAAAUAUUCAAGAAAGUGCAUGACCGUGGGUGGAUGACUGUCUGCUUCUGACGCAAGGUCGGGCGUCUAGUUCUCUCUUCGUGGUCGCUCACGACCGCUUCACACGUCUACGUGGGACACAUUAAAGAAAACACAUAUGUUUGUCCGCUACACCAAGGUUUCGCGUUUACUCGUGUGGUCACUCGAUGCCGCAGAACGCUCGCACGCGGGACGUAGCCUUAUUUAGAGUGCAAUGAAAUUAGAUACAUUUAUUUUUCACUAUACACAUAAUUGUAUCAUUGAGCGUUAUAUCUCCAGUUGUCAAUCAUUAAUUUGCUUACAGGAUGGAUUAACAACCGUGAACCAUACCGAUCCCGUCACAAGAUUGAUCAAGGCGAUGCAGGUCAGGCAGUAGACUCCUGGUGCUUAAGGAAGACUGGGAGUGAGUGUUAUGAUGGUCUUCAGCAUCACAGUUACUUAAAUGACAUUUCUCAAUUAUUCAAAACUAAAUAUUUCUAAUUUCAAAUAAAUGUUUAACAUACUUCAAAACAAUAAUAAGACAACAGUAAACAUUAACUUUAUAUAUUCUUAAAAGUUUCGAGUUUUAAAUAUUUCAUUAGUUUGGUAAUAUUCUUCAAGCAUGCUAUAUUAUUUGUUAAGGAUUUGUCUGUGUGUCUGUGUAAUAACUGGGUUUGUAUUUUUGUGAUGCCGACUCUCCCUAUGGUCCCGUAUGGCACAAAGAUAAAAGUGAGAAAAUUUAGAGUACUGUAGUCAUAUUGUAAGGCCUUUAAUGUUAACAACUGGUGAGUGAAGUCCAUUAUACGCCGCAGAGUUUGUUUAUCUUAUCUUUAAUAUAUGCUAAGAUUAGUGUAAGGGGCUGUUAAGCAAUUCACGGGCGUCUCUGCUUGUCCGGCAAUGACCAGAUACAAUAAUUAAUUCCUCUAGUUUUUUGGCGGAAGAACCUUGGCGUGUGUGGUGAUGGUCCUCCCGGGGUGAGCCUGAGGGAAGGGGCAAUAAUACAGGGGAGCUAAGAAAUGUGGCUUAAGCACUGCAUGGAUCUAAGAAUCAAAUAUUAAGUUUAUUCAUGGUGUCACUUGGCUAUACUCCGUUACGUGCCCUCAUAAUAGCUAAGCAGCGUAAAUUUUUCUCGAGUAUGUGGACUGGAAGAAGUGAAAUGGUAGACGAUCCACUUGCCCAUUCUAUUAAUGUUGUAUUAAGUUUUAGUACGCCCACGUCACGAUAUGGAGGCGAUCUUUUAUUUAAUGAUAUUGAUGAUGUUCAAAUAGCCUUACACACUCUGAAACAGAAACUGUUAAACUCAGACUCAAGUAGAGUACAAUUAUACAUGACUAUCAAUCCAAAUUUUGAUGUUCAUGCAAUCUAUAAUACAAAGAUAAAGGUGAAUGAGCUAGAACGAGUAUCGUGGACACGAGCGAGAGUGAGUGCCCAUUCCCUGGCUGUAGAGGAGGGGCGCGCUGGAACAGACGAGGCAGGGGCCGUCUGCCCAUUGAAGAGAGAUUGUGUUCAUGUGGUGCUAUUCAGUCUGAAUGGCAUGUUGUUGAAGAGUGUCCCCGAACAAUAUAUAUACGCCAUCAAUAUAGUAUUUCAAUUUUUGUAAAUUUGCUAUCUGAAAGAACGGAUUAUGAAACUGUUUGUCUUUCAGUUCAUCGAAUGCUUCAAGUAUACAGUUAGACGACACAGGGACAUACCAUUAACUAUUUUAUAUGUUUUAGUUUAUUUUACUUGUAGUUAUUUUGUUUUACUUUAUUUACUCUUGGGUUUCCUCUGUUUUUUUGUGUUACUGGCUGAAUCAGUGAACUUUUAUUGAUAUUUGGUGUUUUAAAGCAUUUCCAUUUGGACCAUUUUAUGUAAAAUUUUAGUGUAAACUCUGUAUUCAUAAUUUGUGGUCAAUAAAAUAUCUAUUUA
This is a messenger RNA of Homarus americanus (American lobster), 3564 nucleotides long. RefSeq names its product tripartite motif-containing protein 65-like. NCBI's taxonomy places the organism in Eukaryota, Metazoa, Arthropoda, Malacostraca, Decapoda, Nephropidae. Gene Ontology annotation, molecular function: zinc ion binding. The record is from RefSeq and is a predicted model, not a curated record. The transcript is spliced from 3 exons. The coding region runs from base 215 to 1117 and encodes 300 amino acids.